UAUUAUUACAUUGUUAAUUUUUUUUACGAUUACUGCUAUUACUGUUUGUACCUCUUAUUUUUAUUAUUACUAUUAUUAUUAUAAUUUAAAACUCUCAUUUUUACACACCGUAAACCAUGAUCUCCGUAUUAUUAUUAACGCCCUGUGUUCGCCUCGUCCUCACCGUUUUAGCAGUAUGCAUAAGUAUCGCAGUCCAACUGCCUCUGUCAUCCUGUCAGUCGCCUUCGGUUUCGUAUCACCAUGAUUCUGUUUAUAUUCAACCUCAGAAUGCUCCAUAUGGAUCUUAUGUUGUUGAAGAUAUUUCUCAGCAUUCAAAUAAAGAACAAGUAUCUCAUGAUCGAUCAAAUCCUCCUCAAAAUGAGGCUAAAGAUCCUGAUAUGAUACUCAUAAACAUCAACACAGGUCCUCAUCCACCUGGACUUGAUGAACUUCAACCGGAUACAGCUAUUGGCCCAGAUGAAAUGUAUUAUUUUGCUCCUAAAAAUCCACAGAAUAAUAAAAGUUCAAUUGUGGGUCAGCGCUUAGAUGUAACAAUUUUUGAAGAUUUCCUUAACACUGCACCGGAAAAACAUAGAAAUCGUUUAGACUUUUACAAGGUUCCUUAUUUAAAUAAUCUCGUGUUACCACUGAGAGCAACAUUUUCAGCAGCGAUCUCAAUAUUUAACCCAUACUCAGAAGUUUUACAAGUUGUAAAAGUAUUUGGUGGCGGACCUGGAUUUCACUUAAGUCUACCAUCUGGCCAAAUGGAAGACCAAAGAAAUGUUUGGGAUAUCAUGCCAUACCAAACAAAACCAUUGAUUAGAUUUACAUUUGCAGAACGGUCUAAGAAAAACCACUCCACAAAAAUAGGGCUGUUUUUGAGUAAUCACGAAUACAUAAAUGUACCUAUAAACAUUGUGAUGGUAUCAAAGCCAGGUCUUUAUAGUUCUGAACACAUCAUCGAUUUUGGUGUUGCCAGUAGAAAUGGUUUAGUUACAUCAAAAGCACUAAACUUGUGUAACUCAGCAAAAUCUAGUAUUAUUGUUCAGAAUGUAACAUCUGAUUCUCACUUUGUGACUGUGGAUUUUCCUCAUGAAGUAGAAGUACCUCCACAGUCAUGUACAGCAGGCCAAGUUGCUCAUAUUAGUUAUCACUGGGAUUAUGUUGGUUAUUCAUAUGGUGAAACUCAUUAUGGACAGUUAACUGUGAAGAGUAACAAAGGUAAUGAGUUAAAUAUACCAUACCAUGGAAGAACACUGGAAGGUGAUUUGGUGUAUGAAGAACAAUCAUUGCAUUUUGUGAUGUCAAAAGCAAUUCGUUCAACGAGUAUUAUUAAAACUUUCUCAUUGCUGAAUAAUUUUUCAUCCACUCCAGUUGCUAUUUCUCAAAUAGGGAUUCCAAAAAAUGCCACACAGUAUUUUAAGAUAAGAGAUUUUAACCCUGUAGUUUUAAAACCAGGUCAAAAUAAAACAUUAUUUCGUGUUGGAUAUGUUAACCCAAAUAAUUCCAAAAUGGAUAUUAUAUCAUACUUAGAAUUUAAAACCAAUGCUUCAGAUUUUACAAUUCCAUUAAUGGUGUAUGAUGGACAACUCUCACAGGUUUUACCAGCUACCAAUAUCAUCACGUUACCACCAAUAAGAAUUAGUUCACCCCGUCAUACUUAUAUUGUAGUUGCUAACGAAAAUCCUGUUGCUAUAAUGGUUAAAGAUUGGGGUACAACAUACACUCCACACGUCUCAUUAAACUUAGUGGAAAUAGGAAAAUUUAACUCUUCGAUGCGUCGCAAUAGUGCAGACAGUUGGUCUCGGCCAAUGAUACGUGAUGAUCAAAUACCAGCUCCUGUGGCUUUACCAGUUAAACACUACGCUAUAUUCCAAUUGUUGGUGUCUACACCAAAUCCUGAUCAAAAUUUAACCGUUAAAAUAUGGAUUCAAACUCAACAUCAGCAUUACAGUAUACCAUUGAAAGUAUCUGUGUUUGAUAAGAAUUUACAAGUAAUAGCUGAACCAUUAGCAUUUGAAAACUGUCACCCAGGCGCUGUAUGCACUGCUGAAGUAAAUGUUAUGUCUUGGUUGGACAGAACAUUAGCACUAACGUCUGUGACGAGUGAAUUUGUUAGUGAAAAUGUCCGAUUUGUUCCCACAAGACCAUCUCUUAUUCAGCCUCAAAUGGUAUCCUUAGUUGGACAUAUAGAAUGGAUUCCUGCCCAUCAUAAAAACUCUUCGGGUUGGAUAGGUUUGUUCAGUAAAGCUGAAAGAGCAAUGUGGUUGUCAAGUUUUCAUUUAACAAAUUCUUCUGAGACAAGCUAUAUGGAUUUUUCUUGGUUUUAUCGUCGAAUGGGGAAAUAUUAUGCCGAAGAAGACAAUCGCACUCUAAGACAUCAGUUUACAUUAGAGACUGGUGGUGCUGAAACUUGUCAGUUUAGUGUGCAUCUUCAUUUAAAAUGGCCAAAGUUUAUACAAGAACCUGGUGAAAAUCGACAGCAAACUACAUUCGAAUUGCCAACCAUGGAGGUGAAAGGAAAACCGUAUUAUCAAAAGAUCCUGGUGAAAAAUACAUUUCAUACACAAAAUAUAACGUUGCAUUUGGCUAUGUAUCCCCAUCCAUACUGGUGUAAUAUCACAGAGUUCAUAGAUCUAUUUGAACACGAGGUUAAUUCUUUGUUAAUAUCAAGAGAUGAUUGGGAAUUAGUAUUGAAUAAUUCUAGUCCUUAUCGAAGGAAAGUGUUAAAUGUCAAGAACUCUGUCUACGUUCCUCAUAAGAAAACCAUGAUAUUCGUUUUGCCCCCCCAAAAGGAACUUGAAGUGUUAGUAAGAUUUCAGCCAAAAAAACCGGGUGUCAGUACAUCAAUACUCUUUAUCAGAAAUGACGUAUCUAUUCUAGAAAGUAUAUUACUAAAAGGAAUGGGAGCCUAUCCUGUAUUAUCAUUUGGUUCUAAAAGAAAACUGCCUCCAUUAAUUUUUGAUUUAGAAUCUAGUCCUAUGAUUGAUCUUAUGUGUAGUAAAAAUAAAACUUUAUUGCCGUCGGAGACCAGAAUAUUUUUAAUAAAGAAUCCUGGCAAACAUACAGUUAGGAUUACAUCUAUGACUAUAAACAGUGUACUUUGCAGUGGCUAUGGCUUUAGAAUUUUAGAUUGCAGAAAAUUUUCUCUCUUACCUAAUCAAUCCAGAGAGGUAUCAGUUGAGUUUACUGCUGAUUUCACGUUAAGAUCUGUUAUUCGUCAGUUAGAAAUAAAUACUGAAGAAACAAUUGGAUCAGAAACCACCAGUCGUAUUUUCAUCUAUCAGCUGUGGGGUAUUGUACCUCCAGAAUGGGAAUUAUGCCAAGAAAAAUAUACAUGGCAAGAGUUCCGUCGAGGUGAUAGUUGGAUUCGACCAGAGUGGGAGUCUUCAAUAGGUCAAAUUAUGCUCUUGGCUGCUGGAAUACUCAUGGUAGUUGCUUGGAUUGUAUCAAUUGCUGCUGUACAUACCAUUGAUAAGGAUUUUUUAUCAAAAAACCUUGGUCCUCCUUGUGUUGGAGCUCAUGGAAAACGAUCAUUUCAGUCUGUUCUAGCACAAUCAGGAAAUGCUAAGAAAAGUGAAUUCAAGAAUUCCAAGCAUAAAGAAGGCAAUGAUGAAAAGCGUAAUGAGGUUAUACCCGAUCCUACGUCUUUGGGUAUAUCACAGAGUGAAAACAGUUAUGUUAAGCCUUCAGACUCUACACCCAUUUGGAGUUUUAUGCUGCGCAAUACAGAACCAGAACCAGAACAAAAAUCUGAAAAAGAUCGUAGUAGAUCUCAUUUACUUGAUAAUCAUCCGAAAGAAAAAACAAAGAGACGUUAUUUAAGCCAAACAGUGAUCUCAGAAACUGAUUCUAGUCAAAAGUACAAUGUGUCUUCAUGGCAAAUUGCAAGAAAUAGAUCUCCUGGGCUUGUAAUAGAUUCUCAACUAAACAAGAAUUCUAAAGCUGAAGAGGGAAAGUUUGAAAUGGAAAAUCGUAGACGUGCUGAAAAAUUAUUAAAAAAACAGUAUGGAUUAAAACCAGUUGACAGUUGGAGAAAGCACAAGAAAGCCCUUAAUGCAGCCAAAUAUUAUGAGGAACUUCCAGUGACAGAGAAAAUUAGUCCAAGUCCAGAACCAAAAGUCCCAGUAGAAACUAAACCAGAUCUUAAAAUUGUAAAAACUGUGAAAAGCAAUAAAAAAGUUUCUACUAUAAGUCUUCCAGUAAUAAAGCCGAUUAAUAGCCCAGAAUCUCAAAUAGCAGUGUUGAAUUCCCCAUCACUUGAAGUCGUUAAGAAGCCUAUUGCUUCUGUUGCACCAUACCAAAUUGUUCUUCCUAAACAGCCAAUUGUGACAAUCGUACAGCCAGAACGUUUAAUCGAAAAGUUUAAUACUUCAAAAUCCAAACCAAUACAAGGCGUUCAGAAUAAAAUUGAUAAAGAACCAGCAACAAUGCGGUCAGCAAUAUCGAAGAAAUCAAUUAUUGAUGAUGAUGGACUUUUGGCAGAAUAUAAGUGUAUGAAGAAGAAAAAUAAGACGGAGAGAAAGGCUUCAUUACCUCCUCCUACUCCACCAGUAGCAUCACCAGUUUCACCAUUGAUAGCACCACCUAUAGUUGUUAAACCAAAGGUUCAAUGUACGGAAAGAUUAAAUAUGCCAGAUAUAGUGAAACCAAAAGUUCAAACGGUCGAAAGAUUUAUUUCAUCAGAAGUUACAAAACCAAAAGUUCAAACUGUAGAAAGAUUCAACGGGACAGAAGUAAAACCAAAUGUUCAGGCUAUGGAAAAAUUCAAUUUACCAGAGAUUAUGAAAUCAAAGGUACAAUCAUCAGAAAAGUUCAGUUCGCCAGAAGUUAUAAAACCAAAAGUUCAAACUGUGGAAACUUGCAAUUCAUUAGAAGUAACCAAACCAAAGGGUCAAAGUGUUGAAAACUUAAAUCCAUCAGAAGUGAUAAGACCAAAAAUUCAAUCUGCAGAGAGGUGCACUUCGCCAGAAGCCACUAAAAUAAAGGUACAAACUGCAGAAAUGUUUAAUUCACCAGAAUCAAUGAAACCAAAAGUUCAGACCAUGGAAAAAUUCACACCUUCAGAAUUGAUAAAACCAAAAGUUCAAACAUUGGAAAGAUGUAAUUCUCCAGAAGUAAUGAAACAUAAUGUGAAUGAAGGUAUUGUGCCCGCCAUUACAGACAAAGAAAAAAAAGAUUUUGUACCACUCUAUAAGCCCCAGACAGAUCAACAGCUAGAGGUCAAAAGAAAAAUUACUGUAUUGAAAAGAGGCUCUGAUGAAAAACAUGUUGAUCUUUCACCAACAAUAACUAAUAAGCAUGUUUUCAUUUUAGGACCUGUGGGUUCAGGAAGAGAUCGUAAAAAUGAGGAAAAAGUAACCAAGUCAGAUUCCGAUUUAGUUUUACUCGAAACUUUAAAAAAAGAGUCAGAAUCAAAUCUUUCAAUAAUUGAUACUAUGGCGGCUACAAGUACAUCAAACUACGACAGUUCUACUGACAUCAUACCAUUUUCAAGCAAUGACCCUGGAUACAAUUUAUGGACUUCGUAUAUUUGGGGGCCAGUGUAUGGGCAAUCUACAAAUAAUUCUAGUCUACAGAAAUAAUCUCAUACAUAUACUGAAGGCUACUGCCCAUGUAGUUAUGCAAGUCCUUUUUGAAGACCUUAAAAUGUAGACUUUCUUUUGGACAAUUGUAAGUUUCUUUUGUUUAUAGGCAAUAAUGGACUUGUUUUUGAUAGACAUAUUAUGUUUGUGAACAUUUUUGAUCUUUCGAGUCUAACUAAUGAGCACGAUUUUUUAGGUAUCUCGAUGUUUUGUUUCUUCUUUGUUGUUGAUUUUCCCCCUUCUUUUAAUAUCUGUCUUAAUUCAGUAAAAUAAAGACACAAGACAUUUUGAAAAUA
Messenger RNA from Myzus persicae (green peach aphid), 5860 nucleotides. RefSeq names its product transmembrane protein 131 (gene Tmem131). Gene Ontology annotation, cellular component: membrane. The coding region runs from base 117 to 5564 and encodes 1815 amino acids. NCBI's taxonomy places the organism in Eukaryota, Metazoa, Arthropoda, Insecta, Hemiptera, Aphididae. The record is from RefSeq and is a predicted model, not a curated record. The transcript has 26 exons.